Messenger RNA from Serpula lacrymans var. lacrymans S7.9, 496 nucleotides. RefSeq lists its product as uncharacterized. Bases 32 to 322 code for a protein of 96 amino acids. Gene Ontology annotation, molecular function: structural constituent of ribosome. The record is from RefSeq and is a predicted model, not a curated record. NCBI's taxonomy places the organism in Eukaryota, Fungi, Basidiomycota, Agaricomycetes, Boletales, Serpulaceae. The transcript has 3 exons. Gene Ontology annotation, biological process: translation. Gene Ontology annotation, cellular component: ribosome.
GAAUCUCUCAGUCACUUCUACGAUACAACAGAUGAGAGAGAAGUGGAAGAAAAAGAGGUCUCGCAGGCUCAGACGCAAACGCAGAAAGAUGAGAGCCCGUUCCAGUAGUAAACGCCCUAUUGGUUGCCGAGCUUGCGAAAGCCAGGAUGUCUUAAAAUACAGGAACGAUGCAAUGUUCAUGCGCCGUACGACAUUGUCAUCUCCGCACUAUCGCUGGCCGGCUGCAAAGCCUCGUGCAGUUCUCCCAUGCCGUGGGGGUGCAUGUACUUCAACUGUUCCGUUGUUGAAGCUACCUUUAGGUCUCAAAGUAACAUGUACUUGAUAAAAAUGCACAACAAAUAUCGCUUCUUUCGUUCCAGUGUUCCACUAGCUGAGCCUUGGCGAUCAUUGUCCCUUGAGUUUUCUCCCUGUGUUACGUUAAUGGUCGUCGUAAAUAUAAGGUGAUUAUAGCACGUAGUACACUUGUUAGUGCAAAAUACAAUGUGUAUAUUCAGUU